AUGAGAAUCUAUUCUAUGGGUACUAUUUGGCCUGACAGACGACAGAAAGAUCUGCACAUCACUAUCCCUAAGUUUUGCAACCCACAGCAAACGAAAGCAAAAUUAGUUGAUUUUUUAUCGACAGUGAGUAUAGAAAUUUUUCGCUUACUUAGCUCCUAGUCUCUGCCAAAUAAUAAAUUGAGCAGUGUUCUGGUUAGAUAAAUAAAGUAAAUAGAUAUAAAUAAAUAAAUAAUGAUUUGGAAGCAGAGUAGAACAUGCACAGAGUGGUUCUUCGUCUACCGUAUUUACUCGAAUAGACACCGCGGCGUUUAUUUCAUUUUUCGCGAUCCAGCUGCGGCGUUUUUUCGAGGGCGGCGUCUAUUCGGGGGCGGCGCUUAUUCAAAAAUCACUUUAUUCAGUACUAAAUAUGGUAACUUUUUUGCUAGGUAACACUAACAAAUCUCUGCAUUAACAGCAGAAUUAAGCGUUGCAAAAUUCUUGAAAGAGAACUUAACACAAGAGCAAAAAAGUAGAGUCACUUUAAACUAAACAAUGUUGUUCUAAAAGACAAUAAAUUUCCAGGGCUGGUUUAAACUUGAAAUAGACUUUUCUUUAAUAAUUAUUAUAAAUCAUUAUUUUCUCAAAUAAACGCCGCACCGUAGACGCGGCGUCUAUUCGGGGGCGGCGUCUAUUAAUAUUUUGAGUCUCAAGUGCGGCGUCUAUUCGAGUAAAUACGGUAUCUGAUUCCUGGUCGAAUUAGAAUUUGGAAAUGUUGGUUUUUGAGGAGAGGAGAAAACCGGAGUACCCGGAGAAAAACCUCUCGGAGCAAAAGAGAGAACCAACAGCAAACUCAACCCACAUACGGCGUCGACGCCGGGAUUUGAACCGGGCCACAUUGGUGGGAGGCGAGCGCUCUCACCACUACGCCAUCCCUUGCACCUAGGUCAAUCAGAAACAGAGAAUGAUUUUUGAAUGAAUAUAACCGAUUUCUUAUGAUGAGGUUUCUUUGACCCAUUGCUUUAUUCCUCUGAGUAAUUAUUGUUUAAGGUUUUCAAACAAUAAUCCUCUGUAAAGGAAAACUGUGAAACUUUUUGUCGGGUAAAGAUAAAUUUUAUUUGUGGUUUUUGCUUACUAAGGAUUCAUAGCUAUUUAUAUUGUUCGUGAUUGAGAUAUCGUUUACAGAUAGCCCAGUAGUUGCACCAUUUUACUUACAAAUUCUUCCGGCUUCUAUUUUCAGCUUGAGGAUAUCGCCAUCAGUCCAUCAAACUUUAAUCCUUCUCUGAACAAUGCUGAAUGCGUUGUGGACGACGAUUCCAAACAUAGGUUUAAAAGUGUGGGAAAGAUAUUUCCUCAGAUGUGCUGGAUUUUUUUACUUUUUUCCUUGACCGGAGGUUAUUUCAUAAGUAUGAUUUGUAUUCAGCUCUUUAAUGAUUACAAAGAUAAGACCGUUGUAAAAGCAACCCUAUUUUUCCUGUUCAUUGUCUUUUGUUUGGGUGUAAUUUUUGCCAUAAUUGCUGUUAGUUAUAGCGCAGAAGGAAACCAAGUUGUGUAUCCUUUGACAUAUCUUUUUUCCAUUGCACUGAUUGUCUUGCGUGGAAUUUUUUGCCUUUACCUUAGAACAGAUGCCCAAGUAAGCUGUAAAACUCCAUUGCCCUACACUGUGGAUCCAGGAUGUUUCAUAGUCGUCCAUUACUUGCUAUGGAUGAUCAUUGGUGCAAUCACUGAACCCUUCUGGGCUAUACCUCUUGUAACAUCGUGUGCAGCAGUAAUAUUAUUGUUUUAUCUUUCGGCCUUGUUCUAUUUUUCUACUGAUCGGCAGUGGGACGCUACAGACAUAGUAAAUUUCACAAUGUUGGUCUUGGCAGUAUUUUCAACCAUAUGCGUGCAAUACUCUUUUUUCAUAGUUGGUAGCCAUUUCUUCCACGGAGGCCUUGUGUCAAGCAUUAUUCCAAGUUUGUUGACAAUCAUAUUAAGCGUUUGGUUGACAUUUUUUAAGGAC
This is a messenger RNA of Porites lobata, 1978 nucleotides long. Lineage: Eukaryota; Metazoa; Cnidaria; Anthozoa; Scleractinia; Poritidae. The record is from the annotation of a GenBank genome assembly.